AGCUAGCCCCCCUCCUUCCACAGAUAGUAUCAAAGCGCAUGCGCCGAGCUGGCUCUUCCUUUCUGCCAUAGUUGUUCGCCAUGGCUCCAGUGAAGAAGCAAGCAGCCAAGGGUGGCAAGAAGAAGAAGCAGGUCCUGAAAUUCACCCUGGACUGCACCCACCCUGUGGAGGAUGGCAUCAUGGACGCUGCCAACUUUGAGCAGUUCCUGCAGGAGAGGAUCAAGGUAAACGGGAAAGCUGGGAACCUGGGCGGGGGAGUGGUGACCAUCGAGAGGAGCAAGAGCAAAAUCACAGUGUCCUCUGAGGUCCCUUUCUCCAAGAGGUACCUCAAAUACCUGACCAAGAAAUACCUGAAAAAGAACAACCUGCGUGACUGGCUGCGGGUGGUCGCGAACAGCAAGGAGAGCUACGAAUUGCGCUACUUCCAGAUCAACCAGGAUGAGGAGGAGGACGAGGACGAGGAUUAAUUCCGCGAUACUGAUCUGGGAGGAUUUUGUACAUUCGCUUUUAAUAAAAAGCCAAACAAAAAAAAAAAAA
Polyodon spathula (Mississippi paddlefish) is the source of this 537-nucleotide messenger RNA. RefSeq names its product 60S ribosomal protein L22. Gene Ontology annotation, biological process: cytoplasmic translation. Gene Ontology annotation, molecular function: RNA binding; structural constituent of ribosome. Gene Ontology annotation, cellular component: ribosome. Lineage: Eukaryota; Metazoa; Chordata; Actinopteri; Acipenseriformes; Polyodontidae. The record is from RefSeq and is a predicted model, not a curated record. The transcript is spliced from 4 exons. The coding region runs from base 81 to 467 and encodes 128 amino acids.